AUGCUUGCCCAGCUCUCCAGCUUGCGGUGGCCGCCCCGUGCUGCGAUGCGACUCUCCCCUCGCCAAGCAACAAAGCUACGCCAUCUUACACCCAACGGGUUCCUGGGGUUGUUUCGGCCGGCACUGGUCUUUUCCAUUCAGCUAAUCAACAAGUUAGCGAAACCUCUCCGCGUCCUGUUGUGUCCUGCAGACAGCUGCACCAAUUCGGAUCAUACUCUGGCUUCGCCGGGAUCAAUACAAGGCGACCUGCUCUCAAGAUCAAGGGACUACAAACUCAUGAUAUAUUCGCCAGACAGCCUCGAGUUUAUCAUGUGA
Podospora pseudopauciseta is the source of this 315-nucleotide messenger RNA. RefSeq lists its product as uncharacterized. Lineage: Eukaryota; Fungi; Ascomycota; Sordariomycetes; Sordariales; Podosporaceae. Bases 1 to 315 code for a protein of 104 amino acids. The transcript has 3 exons. The record is from RefSeq and is a predicted model, not a curated record.